GUGUCCUUGGCUGACAGGAUAUAAAGUCGUGUGGUCAGUUGGACGGACAAAAGUGAAGGGAAACAACAGAAAUCUGUCCAACAGCCAAACGACAAGAAAACAUUAGACAGAGAGAGAGACAGACAGGACAGCGUGGGGAAUGUGUCCUGCGUGGCUUUUGGUGGCUGUGGCGGUGGUGGGCGUGGUCAGAGGAGCUGUCAGUCAGUGCUGGGAACAUCCGAGCUGUCAGGAGGUCAAGUCUGAGGGCAGCAUGAUGGAAUGUAUCCAGCUCUGUCGCUCCGACCUCACCGCAGAGACACCUGUCAUCCCAGGCGACAACCACCUCCAACCUGUUCCUCCAUCAGAUCUCGAUUCUCUGCCUCCCCUCCCUCUUUUAUCUUCCCCCUCCUCUCCUCAGGCCAAGCGCUCCUACUCCAUGGAGCAUUUCCGCUGGGGGAAGCCUGUUGGACGAAAGCGCCGCCCGGUCAAAGUCUACACCUCAAACGGCGUAGAAGAAGAGUCAGCCGAGCUUUUCCCCGGAGAGAUGAGGAGGCGGGAGCUCACCAGCAAGCUGCUUGCAGCGGAGGAAGAGGAGAAGGGGCAGGAGGUGGCAGAAGACGAGCAGGAGCAGCUCCCAGGUGACAUCCACGAAAAGAAAGACGGUGGGUACAAGAUGAAGCACUUCCGCUGGGGUGGCCCACCGGCCAGCAAACGCUACGGUGGCUUCAUGAAGAGCUGGGAUGAACGCAGCCAGAGGCCGCUGCUCACGCUCUUCAAAAACGUCAUCAACAAAGACGGACAGCAGGAGGGAGAGCAGUGAGGGAGUGAGAAGGAGAGGGAGGAAAGAGCUCGAAGAGGAGCAGAGACAUCGGCCAACAAAUCCCCCAAAAUAAAAACAAAAUAUGAUGUUUGUCACUGAUUUUAAAAAAAACCACCCAUCUGAGUGUUUUUCUGACUCCUUUAUUGGCACCUACUUGUCUCCUAUAAAUUACCUUCAUAUAUACACAACUUGUUUUUUCCUUUACAUGCUUAUGAGAAAUCAUUGCCUAAAUAACAUUCACAGCUUGUAACUAACAAUUAUUUUCAUACCGCAUAAUCUUCUGAUUAUCAUCACGUUAAAUCUUUCAGUCUGUAAAAUGUGAGAAAUGUGUGAGGGUCUGUGUUCACAUAGCGUUUUUCUCUGGCAGAAAAGCAGUGGCAGGGCGCUGGCGAGCACUUCAUAAAAAAUUAUGCGUUGCACUUGGGUUUUGGUUCUGUGGCAAGGUUAACAUUAGCUAGGUUGCUAGUGUAAUGCUACAUUAACAAAAAAGAGACUACACAGUUAACAACAAGCUUACAAUGGUGAUAAAAGAACAACACUCACCAGCAACUUUCAGUGUCCGCCAGCCAAUUUGCUCCCACACAUGGGCUUCUCUGUCUUUGUUGUGACAGUAGAUAGUAGCUAAAGGAGGGGUGAUUUUCGACUCGUAGCACUCGGAGUGCCGUCAUUGGGAACAACUGGAAAAAGAUACCAGCAAUGAGAAAAAGAAAAGAAAAAAAAAACCCAGUGUGGACACAGGCACCUUUUUUCAAAACUCCAAGUUGACACUGUUAAAUUUCGUACUAUUGCGGUAAAUAUUCAUGAUGGAGCAUUUUUGCUUAAAUUAAUGACUUUAACAAGACAUUGAUUGUCAAAAUAUUUGCUGAUUCUACCAUCAGGGUGGAUAGAUGACACCAGAGAGCAGGGUUUGCAUCUUGACUCCUGCGUGUGAUCAGGUUUAGACAACAGAAUCUCUUCAGUUGGGUUUAGGGUUAAACAUGGGUAAAAACAUGAUAAUGUGGCCUCGCUGUUGACUCAGUAUUAAACCACAACCAUGAUACUCCCAAACCUUAAAGGCCUGAAAGCAUAUUUUCUCAACCAGCUUCUUGCCACGACUGAAGGCUUCCCAUGAACACACACUUUUCUGCCAAAGUUAGUUUUUAACAUAAUAGAUUUAAAAAUAUAAUGUAUCCAUUUAUAAAGAAGUAGGCCUACUUCAGAUUUGGGCUUUUAUGAGCACUUAAACAUAAUAUUAAAAAAGUUUGCUGUAGUUGCUACAUGUGUGUGUAUCGCAAGAACAGAAAAGAAAAAUCACUUUAAAAUUUUCCACAUUAUUUUGACAUAAAACACAUUCCCUUUUAAAACAACUUGCUGUUCCAAAUGAGUACUGUAUAAAUGUAAUUUCGUGGAGACGGUGUUACAACACUAGACAUCGACAUUUGUCAGUGAUUCAUAUUAACAUUUUCUGCUCUGCCACCUUGAUGGUUAAGGUUUGGUUCAGUUCAGGCAACUACUCGGUGGAGAUCAGGAAUUAUUGUUGUCAUGAUCUCACAUUAACUGUAAGCAGGAGAAAUUAUUUUCAUACUUUAAUGACCAAUCAAUACCAAUCUCUGUUCUUCUGCCUGACUGUAACUCCACCCACAGGGAUCAGACCAGGAAUGAGAGAGACAGAGAGAUGAACAGAAAAAGAUAGAAAAAUGUUUUAUAUAUUCAUUCAUGUAAAUAGCUAUAAAUAAAGUGAAAAAAAAGUUAUUUGCAAGCAAA
This is a messenger RNA of Epinephelus fuscoguttatus (brown-marbled grouper), 2542 nucleotides long. Its product is annotated as pro-opiomelanocortin-like. Bases 140 to 799 code for a protein of 219 amino acids. Gene Ontology annotation, cellular component: extracellular region. The record is from RefSeq and is a predicted model, not a curated record. Gene Ontology annotation, biological process: neuropeptide signaling pathway. Gene Ontology annotation, molecular function: neuropeptide hormone activity. Lineage: Eukaryota; Metazoa; Chordata; Actinopteri; Perciformes; Serranidae. The transcript is spliced from 3 exons.